GGAACAAAAAUGGAUUUGCGUUGCAUUCAAAGAUCCUAGAAUAGUUUGUGAAACAAGUGUUCGUAUAAUAAUACCGCCCACGUGCUCGUAACUCAUCAGUAUUCCAUAUUUUUGAUCGCUGCCGAAAUGGCUCACCGUACGGAUCAUGGGCGAUCGAGAGAGUCGGGCUCACGAAGAAGACAUCGUUCACGUUCCCGCAGUCCUCCAGUUGCAGCUUCUCCUGCCCGCGACGAUACUCAAUCCCUUGAGCAGACGAAUUUGAUUCAUUUUUCAUUUUUAAAUCACAAAACCGAGCUGAACCGGGUGCUGCGUGGAUAUUGUGCCCGCGAUCAACUGGUGGACGAUGUGAACGACUUCUGGCUGUUCGUGAACAAGUACGAAGCACUGCUGAAGCGCACCGGACAACCGAUCCUGCCCGACCCAUCGACGGAGGGCAAGCGGCUGGACUGUCCCAGCGGAACGAUUCCCAGCGAGUACAGGAAAUCGCUCGGAUGUUGCGUGUCACUGAGAGUUCCGGUGGAAGAACUGUUGGCACGGUUGGGUGGAACGACGGGUGCCGUGACGCGCACCAAACUGCUGCAACUGCUGCAGAUCGUAACGCAUUAUCUGGACUUUCGCCAGCGGGAAAAGUUUAACAAGUUGCGCAAAUUGCGCCAAGCGCAGGCCAAUCUGCCCGUCGCCAAGCAUCGCGAAGAGAUCGUUGAAGCGGUACGAAACGAACGCGUGGUAGUGCUGGCCGGUGAUACGGGCUGCGGGAAAUCGACCCAGGUGCCGCAGUACCUGUACCGGGCGGGUUACGAGGGGAUUGCCUGCACGCAGCCGCGGCGUAUCGCUUGCAUUUCCCUGUCGAAGCGCGUUGCGCACGAGCUGCUGGCCGAGUAUCGGACGGAGGUUGGGUACCAGAUACGGUUCGAGCGGAGCAAAAACACCAACACCAAGAUACUGUUCAUCACGGAGGGAUUGUUGCUGCGGCAGCUGGCCAGCGAGGACAAUCUGCAGCAGUACUCGGUCAUCAUACUGGACGAGGUGCACGAGCGCCACCUGCACGGUGACUUUCUGCUGGGGAUUGCCAAGUGUUUGAUACGCGCCCGGCCCGACCUGAAGCUGGUGCUCAUGUCGGCGACCAUCAACAUCAAGCUGUUCGCGGAUUACUUCUCCGAGGAGGAGGCACGCAUCAUCGAGGUGCCGGGACGGUUGUUCCCGAUCAAGCUGCACUACAUGCCCCAGCUGCAGGAUGUGCCGAUGGUGAGCGGCGGUGCCGGAGGCUCGAAACGCACCCAGAGCGACCGUCUCAGCCCGGAACCGUACAUACAGAUUCUGCAGCUCAUCGAUCAAAAGUACCCGCCGACGGAGAAGGGCGACGUGCUGAUCUUUCUGAGCGGGUUGAACGAAAUCACGGCGAUCGUGGAUGCGGCCCGCGAGUACAACGAGAAGAACAAGAACUGGAUCAUACUGCCGCUGCACAGCACGCUCUCGAUCGCGGAGCAGGACAAGGUGUUCGAUUACGCACCGGACGGUAUGCGCAAGUGCAUCGUGUCCACGAACAUUGCCGAAACGUCGGUCACGAUCGAUGGCAUUCGGUUCGUGGUGGACAGCGGGAAGGUGAAGGAGAUGAGCUACGAUCCCACCACCAAGAUGCAGCGGUUGAAGGAGUUCUGGAUAUCGAAAGCGUCGGCCGAGCAGCGCAAAGGUCGCGCAGGCCGUACCGGACCGGGCAUUUGCUAUCGGCUGUACGCGGAGAAGCAGUUUUACGACUUUGACGCGUACAGUACGGCCGAAAUACUGAAAGUGCCGCUGGAAUCGCUGCUGCUGCAGAUGAUUUCGAUGGGGCUGCCGAAUGCGCGUCUCUUCCCGUUCGUCGAACCACCGCCGAUGGAUAACGUGGAAAAUGCGAUCGUUAAUCUGAAGGAGGCGGAAGCACUCACCGAGGACGAAAAGCUGACACCGCUUGGGAAGGCGCUGGCCAAGAUUCCGGUCGACAUUGGCAUCGGGAAGAUGCUGCUAAUGGGUUGUGUGUUUCAGCAGCUGCAACCCGUACUAACGCUGGCCGCUGCAUUAAGCGUCCAAUCGCCGUUCACCAAUCGAGCCUACCGCGAUCCGGAGUGUGAGAGAGCGCGCAAAUCGCUCGAAUCCGACCAUGGCGAUCCGAUCACGCUGCUGAACGCGUACAAGGAAUGGUUGGAGAUCAAGCAGCACCGGACGGACUAUGGGCGGCGUGACGAUGGCGAUCGGCGCAGCGAAAGCUCCAAGGUGUGGUGCCGUCGUCGGGGGCUGGAAGAGCAACGGUUCUACGAGAUCACGAAACUGCGCAACCAGUUCCAGGAUUUGCUGCAGGACUGCGGUCUGAUGGAGACGCAAAACAACGACCAUCUAUCCAGCGCCGAGCGAGCGAUACGCAAUGGAGAGUUGCGUCAGCUGAAGGAGCUACGGAAGGCGCACCGCAUGGAAGCACCGCGGAAGCGCAAGCUGCUUAAAUCUGACCCUUGGGGGUUGGGUGAAGAUGGCGAGGAGGAGGCCGAUGAUGGCCGGGUGGACAUACGCGAUGUGGAGUUUCGCUUGAGUCACGACUCGUCCAAGCUGCAGCAUCUCGUGUCCGGUGCGACGGCCUGCAGUUAUCGCGAUCUGAUGACGCUCAAGCUGAUUCUGGUCAGUGGACUCUAUCCCCAGGUGGCGAUUGCUGACGAGUUCAACUACUGCAAGAGCUUAUCGGAACAGUUCUUUCACACCCGUGCCAAGCCGUACGUUUCGUUGCAUCCCAUGAGCUUCUUUGGCAACAACGCGCAGAUACUGCAGCUAACGGACAGUGAGAUCGAGGAGAAACCGCCGACGUACAAAUCGCGCCAGCCGCUCAGCUCCCGGCACCAGAUUGUGUGCUAUUUGACGCUGCUGGAAACGAACAAAUCCUACCUAACGAACACUUUGCGCAUGCCGGCCGCUCAAACGCUACUGCUGUUUGCGCAUACGAUCGAGACGAACGCGUCCUGCUCGCGCAUCGUGUGUGACGCGUGGUUGUGUUUGGAUUUUCCGGCGCCAGAAAGUGGGCAGGCGUUGCUGCUGAAAGCUACCAAACUGAGACGUCUAUGGAACCGACUGUUGGCAGAAAAGUUGAAAGCUCUCACCAUAACGGCCGAUGGUGAGCUGACGAAAGCCGAACGAAACGUCUCGAUCGAUCAGAUGAACCGCGAACUCUGGUCCAGUUUGGCUCAGUACAUGAACACCGAAGUGUGCUAUACCAUGAAAAAGCUACUUCCGGCGGAUCUAAAAACACUCUACAAAGGACCCUCGCUGGAGGAGGACGAGGAGGACGAGGAGCGGAUGGAGCUUCCGCAUCCGAAUCCCUUCGCGGAAGACUUCCAACCACUGCGCAACGAAACGAAGGGCGGCGUGUACUUGACAGAGAACAUCACUUACGGCUGUGUCGUUGAAACGGAUUGGAGCAUGCAGAUGCAGGAACUAAUCCUUGACCAGGACUGGGAAUGUGGCCAUUGUCGAGGAACGUAUCGUUUGACUGGACUGCAGAAGCUACAACAUACCGUCCUCUGUAAGCCGGUCGACGAUGAGGAGGAAAAGGUGGCCACAUCGACCACUAGCGACGCUAACAGUUUCAAAAAACUGAACGCAACUCGAUAUGAUUGUUCGAACUGUGGUCAGCAGCUGAUGCUGAGUGCGAUUGAGGUGCUAAAGCAUAAGAAGGGUUGUAGCAAGCGCGUUAAACAAGACCCGUCGGAUGAUCCGAAAGAAGAGAAAUGUUCGUAGAUCCAAUAUACCAAUAUAGAAUGUGAAAUGCUGUUUACGUA
Anopheles arabiensis is the source of this 3797-nucleotide messenger RNA. RefSeq names its product probable ATP-dependent RNA helicase DHX34. NCBI's taxonomy places the organism in Eukaryota, Metazoa, Arthropoda, Insecta, Diptera, Culicidae. Gene Ontology annotation, molecular function: RNA binding; ATP binding. Gene Ontology annotation, biological process: nuclear-transcribed mRNA catabolic process, nonsense-mediated decay. The record is from RefSeq and is a predicted model, not a curated record. Gene Ontology annotation, cellular component: intracellular anatomical structure.